AUGAAGAUCCUGUGGACGGUGGCCUGGAUGCUGCUGAGCCUGGCCUCCAUAGCAAUCUACAUCUUUGCCCUCAUCCAGAUCAUGGCUGUUUCGCGGAAGGAGCUUCACUCGAAAAAGCUCGACUUGGAAGCAGCUGAGCCAUCGUCGUCGUUCAGGAAGGCGUCUUGCGAUCAUGUCGAGCACGGCGAGCCGCAGCCACCAGUUUACACUCCGCGAAAGGAAAAUUCGGAGAAGCUUUAUUCGGAGGCAGCUGCAGAGCCAGCGUCGCCGUGGGAGAAGGCGUCCUGGGAGCAUGUUGAAUAUGGCGAGCGGGAGCCGCAACCACCUGUUUUCAUUCCGCGAAAGGAAUUCUACCAAUUGCGGGGUGUUACCUGUAUUUGCACCACCCGUGGGCCGUGA
Colletotrichum chrysophilum is the source of this 399-nucleotide messenger RNA. RefSeq lists its product as uncharacterized. The transcript is spliced from 2 exons. NCBI's taxonomy places the organism in Eukaryota, Fungi, Ascomycota, Sordariomycetes, Glomerellales, Glomerellaceae. The record is from RefSeq and is a predicted model, not a curated record. Bases 1 to 399 code for a protein of 132 amino acids.